AUGCCACGACACCCAUGUCGAGCUUCUAUGCAUUCGUUGCCCGACGAAGAAAAGGGGUAUCAGCAUGCAGCUCUGGAGGCAACAAUGAAAUCAUCUUUUGAAAGGGAACUCCGCUUUUCCAUGUCGAAUAUCCCGGCUAGUUCAGAUCCUAACGCUCGUAAGAAGGCGAGAGAUGCUGAGGACAAACCAUUUUGA
Paracoccidioides brasiliensis Pb18 is the source of this 195-nucleotide messenger RNA. RefSeq lists its product as uncharacterized. The transcript has a single exon. The record is from RefSeq and is a predicted model, not a curated record. The coding region runs from base 1 to 195 and encodes 64 amino acids.